UUUGAGUAUUGUAUAUUUGCUAUAUAUUUAUACAAAGUCCGUGCAGAUUGCAGAAUUCGUGGAACCAUUCAGAACGAACCAAAUAAUCACACCCUUCGGCCAGGGAGGGAAAACAUCUUACACAAAGUUCAUCCGAUAUUGAUUAUUCCAAUUUGGGAAAUGUCUGGAACGCUUAGCACGAGGUUAAGGGUAGAGAACUUUCUGAUGUUAAAGUGGACAUCGGAAGUGUUGGAUGUCCUAACCAAAGAAGAAAAGAAGGAUUGCAGACAUAAUUAUGCAGAAUCGGUUCCCUUCGAGGUGAUACGGGGAAAUCCCCAACCCCUCAGAAAACGUGUUGAACCUGUUGUCUUGUACACGCGUACCCUCCCUCGCCUUACCCAGGAAGGAUUGAUAGCCAAAUUGAAAAUUUUAGACAAAUCUCGCAUUGCAACCUUUAUUGAUUUUAAGGUUCUUGAUAGUGAUCCAAAAGAACUAAUUUACCAUAUAACUUGUGUUGCUUCAAAUUUUAUGGCCACUUGGGAUUCUCUUGAAAAAGCGCAUAAAUACUCAAUUAAUGGAGUUGUACGCGAGUAUAUUAGGAAAUCUCAAUGUAUGAAAAAUCGUUAUGGUAGUAUUAUAAUGACUUUGGUAUACAUCAUGUUGUCAAAAAAUAAAACGACGUGCAUACCAGAAUCGAUUGAAGGACACACAACGAAUCUUUAUGAAGAGAUUAAGAAAAUACCGGAAUGGGAGAUAGAUAAAUACAUCGGGAAACAGCUAAUAAGAAAUAUUAGUGCAUACAGAGAGAUACCGAUGACAGAUUUAGAAGAUACAGCAGGAAUGACGAUUGAAGAGCAAGAUGAAGAACUUGGUGAUCUUAUAGCAAUUGAUGAGAAUGAAUUAGACUUAGACUAUAUAUCACUCCUACAAGUCAAAGUAGAAAAUCCAAAUAUCGUUGAUUUUAUAUCUAAAGAUUUCGAUGACAUUAUCGAAAGGCUCAACAAACUCGGCCGGGAGUUAUCAAUAGGUUCACAUACGCAUUCUUAUGUAACUGGAUUGCAACGAUUAAAAUUUGUCAUUCAUAUUAAAAUAAUUUAA
Funneliformis geosporum is the source of this 1077-nucleotide messenger RNA. NCBI's taxonomy places the organism in Eukaryota, Fungi, Glomeromycota, Glomeromycetes, Glomerales, Glomeraceae. The record is from the annotation of a GenBank genome assembly.